Messenger RNA from Drosophila sulfurigaster albostrigata, 870 nucleotides. RefSeq names its product mucin-19-like. The record is from RefSeq and is a predicted model, not a curated record. Lineage: Eukaryota; Metazoa; Arthropoda; Insecta; Diptera; Drosophilidae. The coding region runs from base 1 to 855 and encodes 284 amino acids. The transcript has 3 exons.
AUGUGGCGCAUUCAGUUGAAAGCAAAAGCCAAAGAAGUGGCAACAACAACCCAGAAGCUAAAGAAAAAAACCAACGAGCCAGCGACAAAAGCGCCUAUAACGACAACGACAACAACAACAGCAACAACAAUAGGAAAGAAAACUUUAACCUCGAGCGCGGCUUUGUCGCUGUUUGAUCAGCUGAAAAACGGCGUCAAUUUGAACAGUUUGACAGUUGGCGGCGCCACAGAAACAACAAAAGCAACAGCGGCAACAGCAGCAGCGGCAACAACUGCCGCUGCAACAACAGCAACGGCUGCAACGUUGGCACCACCCGCUACACCACCGCCAAAUAUUGACUUAAAGCCACCGCCAAAGCCGCUCAAGGCAUCGACGGCAUCGCGCACAUUUAACACGCCCAUUUUGCUGCCGCCCACAAGCAGCAUUGGCAUCGUGCACGGCACCAAACGAGGCAGGGACAACGGCAACUUCAACGGCAACGACAACGACAACUGUGCAGCGCCUGCAACAUUGUCGCAUUGUCGGACUGCAGCAGCGGCAGCUGCCAAAUUGGAUAUCAACGCAUUGCGAUCUCAGCUCUAUCAGGGCGCCAGAAAGACUGCAACAACAACAAAACCAACAACAACUGCAAUAGCAGCAACAUCAACGAAGCGAGCAACUACAACAACAUCAACAACAGCAGCAGCAACAACAACAACAACAACUACAGCAGCAGCAGCAGCUCGAGGAGAUCGAGGAGGAAUCCGAGCGAGUGCGAAUGGGAAUAGCACAAAGAAACGCUGCCUGGAUCGUUACGAUUCAUCAGAGUCAUCAGACAGGUAUGUGGAACAUUCUUUAAUUCAAUUAAAAGUAUAAGUUUGGCUAUUGAAA